This is a messenger RNA of Dentiscutata erythropus, 212 nucleotides long. NCBI's taxonomy places the organism in Eukaryota, Fungi, Glomeromycota, Glomeromycetes, Diversisporales, Gigasporaceae. The record is from the annotation of a GenBank genome assembly.
AUGAUAAAAAUCGUACAACGGCAGAUAGAGAUUUAAACGAUUUUGAUAAUCGGUUGUACGAAGAUUCAAAAAUUUUAUUCUUUACACCUGGAAUUGAAAUAGCCCCAUCCAUUAGUGAAGUGUGCGAAUAUAAUCUCAAUAAUUCUAAAUAUAAUAACAUUAAUAGUAACAGAAAUAGCAAUAAAUUUAAAGUAGGAUUGGUGAAGGAACGA